UUUACCAAGAUGUCGAAGAUUGCUCUAGUUGUUCUGAGAGGAUGUGUUUUUUAUGGAUUAUUUAAUAUGGUUACCUCAGAACAACUAUACAUGAGCGAAAGGGAAUCUACGGGUUUGGAGGAUGCUAGAGAUGAAAAUAAAGAGAUAAAUGAUAGAGCUGGAGCCCUAGCGAAUGCUAUAAGUAGCAACAUGUACCGUCCCAAACCGAAUGCGUUACCAGCACCAUCACCAAGCCCAAUACCAAUUAAUGUUAAAGAGUGCUAUGUGUGUACUGACUGUCCAAAAGUCUUUCUCAAUACUUCUUCAAAGCUGUGUCCAUAUACUCUGGAUGUUACAAAACAAGGAUGUGUCGUUUAUGCAGAACAGUAUAAACAUAUGAAAAAACCAUGGUACAUUCGAGGAUGUGCUUCAGAAAGAGGUUCAUGUGCUGACAUCAGAAAAGCACACUCCUCCCAUACUGAUGUGGUCUCUUUGUUGUCUUGUUUUGACUGUCAAGGGGACAAGUGCAAUACAAAUAGUGCCUCCCACUUUAUGUCUGAUUUUACAGUGGCAUUCUUUGCUAUGGUCGUCACACCAUUGUUUGCGAAAUAUACACUUUCCUAAGUAAAUUAAUAUGGUAACUCAGCUUGAAUACCAAGACUCAGAACUCGUUUUU
This is a messenger RNA of Vanessa atalanta (red admiral), 655 nucleotides long. RefSeq lists its product as uncharacterized. Lineage: Eukaryota; Metazoa; Arthropoda; Insecta; Lepidoptera; Nymphalidae. The transcript has 3 exons. The coding region runs from base 10 to 603 and encodes 197 amino acids. The record is from RefSeq and is a predicted model, not a curated record.